Messenger RNA from Sphenostylis stenocarpa, 321 nucleotides. The record is from the annotation of a GenBank genome assembly. Lineage: Eukaryota; Viridiplantae; Streptophyta; Magnoliopsida; Fabales; Fabaceae.
AUGGCAAAAUCAUUCUUAACUGAGGAUUCCACAUCCAAAUUUGAGGAGGAGAAUGAAGAUCCUCUUCUAGCAAAGACAUUGUCAAUACGGCCUUCAACUGCUGAUGAUUUUCCGCCUAGUUAUGAAGGAGAUCCUUUUCUGAAUCCUUCAAAGGCCGAAUUUUCUCACCUUUCCCAAAUCAAAUGGGAAUGUCCCCCUUCGUUUGCUUUGAAUUCCAAGUGGUGUGUAGCAACGGGUGAAGAAAGUAGAGAGAAAAUUGUUCAAAGUCUAAGAGAAAUGAGAGGGUUUGAAGCAGUUUAUCCUGGUAUCACAGUCAGGUAA